Messenger RNA from Ambispora leptoticha, 1092 nucleotides. NCBI's taxonomy places the organism in Eukaryota, Fungi, Glomeromycota, Glomeromycetes, Archaeosporales, Ambisporaceae. The record is from the annotation of a GenBank genome assembly.
AUGGCGACAUUAAGCACUCAACAAGUAGCUAAAGUCACGUUUCAAUAUUUGGUGCAAAAUAUAUCGGAUGAUAUGUCACCAGUGUAUAGUCCGAUCUUUGCGACCUCGGACGAUAUGUUUUGGCAGUUACAAUUCGGAAGGACGGAACCGAAUAAUCUCGCGAUAUAUUUGAGUGCGAUUCCAAAUGAACAAGAGAAAUUGGAUGCGAAUGCAUGGGAGCUACGUAAGAAAUACACGGCAAAAUUGUUUUUGAAGAAUUCGUUGACGAACAAGUUUAUUGUGAAAUUGGAUUUCGGGGACAUAAAAUUUAAUGCUUUUUCGACAACAUGGGGAUUAAACAUGUGCGAAAAAUCAGAAUUACGAAGUAAUCAAGUGGUCGUUGGUGUUGAAUUUGAUAAACCACAAGAUGACAUUGUUUCUUUGGCCACAACCGUUACUAAAGAAUCCAACCCUAAAGACCUUUACGAUGCUUGGAAUGCUCUAUUAGAUGAUCCUUUGCAUGGAGAUGUGCAAUUUUCGGUGCAAGGAAAUAUAAUAUAUGCUAAUAGUAAAAUUCUUGCUAUUCGGUCAUCAUACUUUAAGCAACUAUUAGAACAAGAUGUUGUCUCCGACUCGUCAUCCGUAUCAGAAUCACAGUCCCCAAUUUCAUCAACUUCAGAACAAAAAUUACCGGAGACACCUAUUGGAACGCAUUCAACAGAAACAGUCAACAAAAAGAACUCGUUACCAAAAAUGCUACGAUUCCUUUACACAAAUAAAGUCGAAUUUAGCAAACGGGCGAAUGCACCCACUUCCCCGUUAUCAAUGUAUCAGAUCGCUGAUAAUUAUCAGAUAGAUGAUUUAAAACGUCGUGCCCGUCUCGCGUUAUUUCAGCGACUCAAUAUCCAAACUGCUGCAACUUAUUUGUUCGGUGCCGCAUCACAAUUUCCGGAAUUGAAAGAAUUUAUUUUAGAAUUCGUGUUAUCGAAUUUUGAGAAAGUGAGAGAAUCGGAAGCUUUUAAGACCAUAAUUUCGGAUCCGGCGAGCAAUCCAUUGUAUGUUGAGAUUGUGACGGAAUUGUUUGGAAAGUUGGCGUCUCCAAAAGUAAAAUAA